Molecule: messenger RNA, 4025 nt
Organism: Cydia splendana
Lineage: Eukaryota; Metazoa; Arthropoda; Insecta; Lepidoptera; Tortricidae
Product: lachesin-like
Exons: 9
Coding region: 559-1878 (439 amino acids)
Cellular component (GO): neuron projection
Source: RefSeq, a predicted model, not a curated record
UGAUACUUUACCCGCACUCGUAAAUUCGUAGGCGCGUUUUGGGUGCUAUCUUAAUUGCUGCGGUAGAUAUAUUUACGUCGCAAUAAGUUAUCAGGAGCCUAAUUACGGCCGCGAAACCACCUGUCCGCUAUCGUCUGUCUGUACAUAGGCCUUCGCAUAUACUUCCGUGCGUCUUACGCGCGGUCCCUCCCCCGUGGCGCGAUUGGUCGGAGCGGAAGGUGCGCGCGCACCGGCCCUCCUCGCUGUCUGGAGCGAUGUUCGGACUCCGGAGGAGCCGGUCGCGGCCGCGAUGUGUCGCCGACAGUGCUGUCGCGACCCCAUCGCAUCGCAGCGCGGACCAGACGCUCCGCACAGUCCGCAGAGACCGUGCGCUCACUGUACUAAAACUAUACUAAAACUUCUCUAAAACUAAUUAUAGACAUUAACUCAUGAAGUAGACUCUCUGUAAAUUAUAGUUAUAAAAGUUAUUGUUGUUUUAAAAAGUUUCAAAACUUUUUACGCGGACUUUAACUUUUGAAAUUAGUAUUAGUGAUCUACCUGGCUCUUUGGUGAUGUGAAAUGGGUUGGCAUCGCAAGCAGGUCCGCACGGUGCCGCGGCCGCUGGUGAGCUGGUGCGCCUGGGCAUGCGCGCUGCUCGCCGCCGCCGCGAGCGCUCAUGCGGAUGUCGACACUUCAACGGGCCUUGGAGACAACACACUGACUAAUUCAGUGGUGGAGGAGCCCGAGUUCACGGACGUGAUUCAGAACAUGACAGUGCCGGCCGGGCGAAGCGUGCGUCUAGCUUGCUCUGUCAAAAACCUCGGCUCUUACAAGGUAGCAUGGAUGCACUUCGAGCAAAGCGCAAUAUUGACCGUACACAACCACGUGAUCACGCGCAACCCGCGCGUUAGCGUCACGCACGACAAGCACCGCACGUGGUUCCUGCACAUCUCGGACGUGCGCGAGGAGGACCGCGGCCGCUACAUGUGCCAGAUCAACACGGUCACGGCUAAAACGCAGUUCGGAUACUUGCACGUCGUAGUACCACCGACGAUAGACGACUCACUAAGUUCGAGCGACGUGAUCGUCCGAGAGGGCGCGAACGUCACCUUGACGUGCCGUGCUAAUGGCUCUCCUAAACCCACCAUCAAAUGGAAGCGGGACGACAACUCAAAAAUCUCCAUCACAAAAGGACACUCUGUGUCCGACUGGGAAGGUGAAGUGCUGGAGAUGGCGCGUAUAUCACGGUUGGACAUGGGCGCUUAUUUGUGCAUCGCUAGUAAUGGCGUUCCACCUACCGUGUCCAAAAGGGUUAAAGUCAGCGUUGAUUUCCCCCCAAUGUUAUGGAUUCCUCACCAGCUGGUGGGGGCGCCUCUUUAUUACAACGUAACCCUGGAAUGCUUCACCGAGGCGCAUCCCACGUCUCUGAAUUACUGGACCCGUGACGACGGCCACAUGAUUCAUGAGAGCUCCAAGUAUCAUAUGGAAAAUACACUCGGCGUUCCUGCUUACAAAACACAUAUGAGGCUGUUAAUCAGACAUAUUACCACUGAAGAUUAUGGAACAUAUAAAUGCGUGGCCAAAAAUCCGCGGGGAGAGUCAGAUGGAACGAUAAGGCUAUACACUUCCUCACCGCCGACCACCACGCCCGACCCUCGGGCCGCGACCGUCCCACCGCCGUCCAAGCCACCACGCAAAGACACGCCGGUUCUAGAUAAAGGUACAAAGUAUCAGUCCAACCUGAACGAGAUCGACAAGGGCAAGCAGAAGCCAGACGAGGGCGGUGGGAAGUCUCACCUCAACUGGGUCGGAGGCGCAUCGCAAGUCACAGGUUAUGCUGAUUGGAGGAGGAGUCAAGCAUGGAUUCUAAUUUUGUUAGUAGUACUACCUUAUUUUUAAUCAGUCAAUUACCUUUGAACCAUUUAUUUUUUUGCUGGCAUUUCCGUAUUUAAGCUAGUUAAAAAAAAUAUUUUAGACAGUCAAUUGGACUAAACCGACGGAAAAUAUUUUUACACAACUUGAUAUAUUAACCAUAGCAGACCUGUGCCCUUUCGUUAGAUUUUUCGAUUUAUUAAAUAUUAUAAGAGUUAGGAGCUUUUAAUAAAUUGGAUUGAAUUUGUUUUAUUUACGGUCCUAAAUCUUGUUAUGAAAAAAACUAAAAAAAUCAAACGAAGGGGCAUUGCUAUGGUUAACGUUUAUUAAAUUGUGUAAAAAUAUUUUCCAUGGUGUUAAUGUUCAGGGAGGAAAAUUGGGAUUACGUUUGUCAUUCCUCCACUAUCCUCUUAAAAGGAGCAUAAUGCCUAGGUAUAACAAAACAAAGAAAAUGUAUAUUUAAAAUUAGUAUGUUUUUUUAUUUUAUUUACUUGUUAUGUCCUCAGAAUUACAGAUAACUUCAAAAUACCAAGUCAAAUCAAGCUAAUUCUGCUCCGAAUUUAAGAGACCGUAUGAUACUGGUACGACAGAAAAAGUAUGGAAGUGCCAUUAAGACAUUACACUAGACAUUACAUUAGUGUUAGAGACGUCAUGUUUCCCUGAAACUUGACGUCUCUGAUGACAUUUUCAACACUUUUUCAUUGCAAAUGUCUGUGCAGAGUUAGCUUGGUCUGACUGAAUUACCCAAUAAAACGUAACUAAAUAGUAAUCGGCAAAUGGAAUUCUUACCCACAUUUCUAAGGACACAAAUAUAGAUACCAAUAUAGUAGCUAUGGGUUAUGGGAAUAUUGCCAGCAAACUGAGGCAACAAAUGAAACAAUAGGCAGAACUAAUCGAGCAGUAUUUUAUGAAGAAAGUAUUAAUACUGCGACCCCUUUUCAACGUUCAACUCAUAAUAUCGGGAACUAUGGAUUACUCCAUGUUGUGCUAGAGCUUAUGGAUUGUCAAAUAUCACUUAAUGUCUUAAAACAGGUAUCUACUUAGAAUCAUGACUUCUAGAUGGUCAUCGUAUUAUAUACAUUAUCUAUUAUACAAUGGUGUGCUUAAUUUAAUCAAAUUCCUUUCACAUAGUGUAAAAACCGUUGUUGUUAAUUAUAAAUGUUUAAACUAUUGUGGACAACAGUUCCUUGAACUAUAUGUGGAUGUCUCAGACACUGAGUUCAUUCUUGAAUUAUUCUAAAAUAAUUCUAGUCCACCUAAUUCGAAACAAUGGAUUAAAAAUAUGUAACGAAUUCUAGUGUUUGAGACACAUACGUACUUUUUUACAACACUUCUCGGUGUAGCAGAUUUGGAUGACCACGCCACGUUAGGCGAUAUCCGUGUUUGUAUGUAUGUUAUCAGUGAACCUGCACAGUAGCGAAUGUAUCCCAAUAGAUGUUAAACGUUGCUAAUUAUAAAUCUGCUGGGCCGUGAAUAGUAAAUUUUAUUCUAGUAAACACUGCACACGAAUUAAAUAAAUAUAAAGUGCACUAAUCUAUAAUCUUAACUGUUAUUUUGAUAACAAAUAGACUAAGACUGAAAAUAUUAUCUUUAGAAAAAUGUUAUGUAAAAUUUUAUUUGUGCUUAUUUAUACACCUCAUGUUCGCUGUGAUACAAAUGAUAAAUUGACGGGAUUUGCAAGAUUAUUGUACAUAUAUAAUUUCUUAUUUGAUUUAGAUGAUUUGCGUCCAAACUUCUAAGUUCCACGUUUAUUUCCCCAUAUUGAUUACUACGUAUGUAUAAUCUUAACCUGGUUAUUGCCUUUAUGAGACAGAAAUUUUAUGUUUAUGUCAUUUGAAAUGGCGUUAUUUUAAUCAAAAUUUUAUUUUUUACUACUGAUCAAAUUUCUUCGGUCAAUUAAAGUUUGUAUAAUGCAUUGUACGUAAAUGUUAUCGUUAACAUGUUGCCAAAUUGCUAACUACAUGUAAGAAACUGUAAUGCUACUUAGAUAGGUUGUUGUAAAUAUACCCCUAAGCCAAAGCAAUGAAGUGACUAGUAUCUGAGAGUAUAUCUAUUGAUAGUGUAACUAUGAGUUUAUUAUAAGAAGCGCAAGCGAUUGUAAUAUGUACUACUACAUGUCACGGUACCAGAGAAGUAGGUUAUAAAAAUUAAAUAAAGCUUGUUUUAAAAAUAAA